Messenger RNA from Eurypyga helias (sunbittern), 1485 nucleotides. RefSeq names its product dual specificity phosphatase 26 (putative) (gene DUSP26). Gene Ontology annotation, cellular component: cytoplasm. Gene Ontology annotation, molecular function: MAP kinase phosphatase activity; protein tyrosine/serine/threonine phosphatase activity. Bases 345 to 932 code for a protein of 195 amino acids. The record is from RefSeq and is a predicted model, not a curated record. The transcript has 4 exons. NCBI's taxonomy places the organism in Eukaryota, Metazoa, Chordata, Aves, Eurypygiformes, Eurypygidae. Gene Ontology annotation, biological process: negative regulation of MAPK cascade; protein dephosphorylation.
GGGCACUUACGUCUACGCCUGUGCACGCCUGCAUGCGAUCUCUGCGUUUGUGUCUGUCUCCCCCAUUCCUCCCUGUUCCAUCCAUGCACAGCAUGAUAUAAACAAACCUGCCUCUGGACAUGUCAUGGCUUAAAAUAGAUGUUCAUACAUCAGCCUUUCUACAGCAGCGGCGGCGGCAGCAGGAAGACAUGGCCGACUGGAUCUGAGUACAACACCCGCUUCGAGCCGAGAAAUCUCAGCCCUCACCAAGGACCGUGGGUGGCAGCAGCAGCAGAAGCGACCUCCAGGCCACUCUCCGGCCUUCACGAACCCACAGGUAUGCCUUGUGGGUCUCGGCAGCUCCGAUGGCUUUCCUGUCCAGGUUCUCCAGGAAUGGCACCAGGUCACCGAGCCGGGGCUCGCGGGAAGAGCGCAGCAACCACCCCAUCCUCAGCGUCUUCGAGCUGGAAAGGUUGCUGUACACGGGCAAGACAGCCUGUAAUCAUGCUGAUGAGGUCUGGCCAGGACUCUACCUGGGCGAUCAAGAUAUAGCGGCCAACCGGCGCGAGCUGGCUCACCUGCGCAUCACCCACAUCCUCAACGCCUCGCACAGCAAGUGGAGGGGGGGUGCUGAGUACUACGAGGGCACGGGUAUCCGCUACCUGGGCAUCGAGGCCCACGACUCGCCUUCCUUCGACAUGAGCCCCUACUUUUAUCCUGCAGCUGACUUCAUCCACCAAGCGCUGAAUGAAGGAAGGAUCCUUGUGCACUGUGCUGUCGGGGUGAGCAGGUCAGCCACCUUGGUCCUCGCCUACCUCAUGAUCCGCCACCACAUGCCCCUUGUAGAAGCCAUAAAGACGGUCAAGGACCACCGCGGUAUCAUCCCUAACCGGGGUUUCUUGCGCCAGCUGGUCACCCUGGACAAUGCCCUGAGGUUGAAGAGGAGUGCGUGACGGAGGACAAGAGGGGUUGUGCGGUGGGAGCGUUGUGUGUGCAGUGCUCACCUGACCCCCAUGCCCGCUGAGUGGCAGAGACAGGGUGCAGACGGUUGGCAGCUAAUGGGUUACAUGCAACUGGUCCCCAGGGCCUCUCCCUCAGCUAAGGGGGUCCCCAGACAUGUGAGCUAUUCCUAGUGGUAAAGUAUAGGCCCUCAACCUGCAAUCUUGCCACCUAGGUAGGCCUAGCGUAUAGCGUCCUUCCCAGCCUGCUCGUGCCAAGACGCCUCCAGAGGGAUGUGGCCCCACUUUUCAGGUUGCUCCAUCCCUGUUAGCUCCAGGAAACCUUCUCCCACGUGGCAGAUGCACUUGCCAAGCCAGUCCCGUCCCUCCCUCCCAAGAGACCUGAAGCUCUGUGUGUUCCUUGUCUUGUUUCCCAUUUGUUUGUGGUUUGCGUAGCGAUGUGAAUUCGGUCCGGUGUGUGGACUCGGGCAAAAGGCCUUUUGUCUUAGUGUUUGGGUGUCCUCCAUGCCUAGUGUUAACCUGUACAAAUAAAGACAGUGCUAAGGAA